GCGCGGCCGGGAAGCAGUGCAGCCGAGGAGCGCGGUGCCCGGAGCGCGGCCGCCUGCCGAGCCCCGCCAGCCCGAGCCCCGUCCCAGCCGAGCCCCCGGCCCGGUGCUGCGGGCCCCGCGGCCAUGCUCGCCCGCCGCGCCGUGCGCACCUGUGCGCUGCUCGCCCUCUGCCUGCUGGGCGCUCGGGCCCAGGAUUUCGGGCAGACCCGCUUCAUCUGCACUUCGGUGCCGGUGGACGGCGACAUGUGCGCCGCGUCCGUGGCCGCGGGCGGCGCGGAGGAGCUCCGCAGCAGCGUGCUGCAGCUCCGCGAGACCGUGCUGCAGCAGAAGGAGACCAUCCUCAGCCAGAAGGAGACCAUCCGGGAGCUGACCACCAAGCUCGGCCGCUGCGAGAGCCAGAGCACCCUGGACGCGGGGCCCGGCGAGGCCAGGUCCGGCGGCGGCCGCAAGCAGCCCGGCUCCGGCAAGAACACGAUGGGCGACCUGUCCCGGACGCCGGCCGCGGAGACGCUCAGCCAACUCGGGCAAACUUUGCAGUCUCUCAAAACCCGGCUGGAGAACCUCGAGCAGUACAGUCGCCUCAAUUCUUCCAGCCAGACCAACAGCCUGAAGGAUCUGCUGCAGAGCAAGAUCGAUGACCUGGAGCGGCAGGUGCUGGCUCGCGUGAACACCCUGGAGGAGGGCAAGGGGGGCCCCAAGAACGACACGGAGGAGAGGGCCAAGAUUGAGAGCGCCCUGACCUCCCUGCACCAGCGGAUCAGUGAGCUGGAGAAAGGUCAGAAAGACAACCGACCCGGAGACAAGUUUCAGCUGACGUUCCCGCUGCGGACCAACUACAUGUACGCCAAGGUGAAGAAGAGCCUGCCGGAGAUGUACGCCUUCACUGUGUGCAUGUGGCUCAAGUCCAGCGCGGCGCCUGGAGUGGGCACACCCUUCUCUUACGCCGUCCCUGGGCAGGCCAACGAGCUGGUCCUCAUCGAGUGGGGUAACAACCCCAUGGAGAUACUCAUCAAUGACAAGGUGGCCAAGCUGCCCUUUGUAAUCAACGAUGGCAAGUGGCACCACAUCUGCGUCACCUGGACCACCCGGGAUGGGGUGUGGGAGGCCUAUCAGGACGGCACCCAGGGCGGCAGUGGAGAGAACCUGGCACCCUAUCACCCCAUCAAACCACAGGGUGUGCUGGUGCUGGGUCAGGAGCAGGACACUCUAGGCGGAGGGUUUGACGCCACGCAGGCAUUUGUAGGUGAGCUGGCCCAUUUCAACAUCUGGGACCGCAAGCUGACCCCCGGGGAGGUGUACAACCUGGCCACCUGCAGCAGCAAGGCCCUGUCCGGCAACGUCAUCGCCUGGGCUGAGUCCCAGAUCGAGAUCUUUGGAGGGGCCACCAAGUGGACAUUUGAGGCUUGUCGCCAGAUCAACUGAAGGCUUCAGGCCAGGGCUGAGGCCCCAGCCCCUCCCUGCCCACCCUGCUUGUGCGGUGAUGACCCAUCGUCUCUUCUCCCCCUCCCCAGGAAUGACCCAAGGCCAUGGCCCCUGCACACGCACACGCACACAGCCUGGUUUGUCCUCCUUGUGCACACGAAGCAGCCCCGGCUCUUCUCUGGCCCUAAGGACACCCCCUUCUCCCUAGGGGCCCUACUAUUUCCCGGGCAUGCCUAGCUAAAGCAGGCGACAUCAGCUUUGACAAUGCAGAAUUGCGUGAGAGAGAGUGUAUGUGUGUAAGGGGAGGCUUUUCUUUUUAAGACGAGAGAGUUCUUUCCCUCCUUUCCUUGUGGUGUUUGUAAGCUUCCUGAUGGGUCAGCUGUCUGUGUGCCUCAGGGCUGGGGCAGCUUCCUCAGACACGCAUUUAUCCUCAUGUGCAGACCUCUUUGGGAGUGAGGUAGGCCUCUGUUGACAUGUCUUAUAACGGUUCCUUAGGCUGGGGGAUCUUCCCACAGGAAGUUUUAUUUGGGAUGAUAAGUGGGUUCCCUGAAAACCGAAGGCUGGCUGUCCAGGGCAACACCGCCUGCCGGUGCUCCCCUCCCCCGUCCCCGUCAGGCUGUCUGCACCUGAGGGUACAGUGGGCCAGUCAGCAGCUCUGUCCCAGGACUGCGCCUUGCCCUUGGCCCUCCUGCUUCCUUGUAGCAACCGCUCAAGACUGGAACCUGUUAUUCCCUUUCAGCCUCCAGUGGUUCUGAGAGGAGAGUGCCCUUCCAGAGUCCCAGGACACAGGUCCUUGGCGCCCUCCCUCCUCCCUCUGGCAAUAAGAGACCAGAGGCUUCAAGUGGGGGUCUCACGUGCUUGACCUCAGCCGCAGAGGGCACUGAGACUCAACCCACAGUCCAUGGGAGUCUCUUCCCAUGGCAUUUCUUCCACAGCCAUACCCCUCCCAGCACAACCAGGCCCAGGUGGGCUAGCUCAGACCCCCCUCAGGGGCCAGGGGCUCAGAAACCUCUCAUGUGGAGCCUGCUGGCCAGAGGCCUGCCAUCCACAACUGCAUCUCCUGGGUACAAGCCCUGCAGCAGCCCCAACCUGCCACCGGCCUGUGAUGCCGAGCUGUGGCUGCUCCUUAGUUACAGUAGCAUGAGUCCCCCUCCUGGGCCUUGAGGAGGGGGACAGAGUGUGAUGUAGACACGUGUCUGUUGAACGGCAGAGAACGCUAAGAAGGCUGUGCCAGGUGGGGCGUGCCCCUGCUUGGUUCCUCCAUUUUGUGGGUACAUGCCCAAUGGCACCUGGACUACGUCUCCAGUAGCCUGAUGAGUGAGAGACUGGCAAGUCUUUCCCGAAACCUACGUGCGCACUGCCUGGUCUGUCUGCAGCUGCAGACACCUCCUCAGCAGGAGCAGGGCUCGCACCUGCUGUUCCGUCCAGGGGCGCCUGUCUCCUCCACACAGCUCCGUGUUGUGUGUGACCUAGUGCAUCUGUGUGUCUGUGUGCUGUCUGUGUCACUGUUCUUGUGGGUGUCUGCACGGUUCCCGGUCACCGCCCUGUGGCGCAUCGCUCUUGGAGGGUGCGGGGCGGGCGGUGUAUCACUUGUCGUCCAGCAGUGGCUUUUUCUUAGGUAAUUGUGCUUCCUCAGCGCCCGUCGGGUUGUGGCAUCCUUGGAUCUGCGGGGAUCUUCCGUGUUUGCAUGUUCCUCAGGGUGUGUUCCUGCUCCCUUGGUCCAGUGCGUGUUCCCUUGCCUGCAUGGACUUCUCUGGUUCUGUGUUGUGUGCUGAGUGCCGCCCAGUGUUCUGUGAUCACCCUUGUAGCUACUGAAAAAUGGCUGGGUAAGCAAGCAGGGGGGUAUUGGGGGGAUCAAGAGGGAGGUCAGUAUCCCUCUUCCCUCCUUCUCCCCAAAUAUAGCAAGAAGCAUCUCUAACAUCUAGGCUGAGAACAAGCCUGAAUGGUACCAUGGUUGGGAGAGAGAGCGUGAGCUUAGAAUCAACUUUCCAGACCAGAUUGAGCCCCACCCUUACUUUAGCCUUCCGGGAGCCAUCACCAGGCAAGGCCCAGAGCCGGCUGUGACCGGCGCACUCCUGCCAACCCCUGCCACCAGCCCCAGCCCCUGCCAAUGCGGACCCCAGACCACCCGCACCCGGAUGGGUGGGGUGGGAGCUGUCCGUUCAGGACCACAAGCCAUCCUCUGCCCUGGCUCAGAGGGCAGAGCUCACCCCAACGCUUCUGCCUCCUUCCGUUCAUCUCUCAGCUCCUCUCCCUUCUCCUCUCCCCUGCGGCACCCAUGGUGCCAGGGGCAGAAGCUGACACCGAGCUCUUGCCCUGCCCCUAAGUGGAGUCUGUGCCAAGCCCUCCCCUCCGUCACUGUGUUCAUACUUGGCACUUUGCUGGCCCUGAGAAAGGUAAUGACAGCCGCAAAAUCUAAUCCACACACUUUUCAUCGACUCCGUAAUCUGAUUGGUGUUCCCUCUUGCACUGAAUAAUACAUGCCUCUCUCAGGUAAGCCAUUUUAUAAAAUAAGAGAUAAAAUCCACUGUCGAGACAGUGUUUGCUUCUGCCGAAGGUGUCCGACAGCACCCUGGGCAUUAGGGUGGUAGAGCUGCCACGGAGGCUCCCAGGCCCUAGGGGGCUGAGAGCCCACUUGAAUUGUAAGCCUUCUUGCUUUUGAUAACACAGUAUUAUUUCUCUUACUGUAGAAGAAAACGUUUAUUACCAAACAAGAGUAUUUUUAUGAAAGACAGGACAAAUCUAUAAAUUAUCUCAACCUAUAUCUCCCUUGAAAAUACUUUCAGGCUCCACCAAAAUGUAGGACUGAAAGCUUGUAUUUUGGAAGAAAGAGAUACAUUUUUGUAUGCUUUCUUUUCCUUUUGUAGAUUCCCAACUUAUUUUCUAAGACUGCAAAGAUCACUUUGCCACCAGCCCUGGGACCUGAGACCAAGGGGUUGUCUUGUGGGUGGUGAGGGGAAGGACAGGCUGGAUGAGGUUCGCAGUCAUUCCAAGGAGCUCUGAUGAGGGGCCACCAGAUCUCGAAGGUGCGCUAGGGACCAGGAGGUUAAAAACAAACAAGGCCUUUGAUGGUGGGUUCUUCGCCUUGGAGCUGACUGGUUAUGUGGAAGGAGAUGAGAAUUCGGAUACCAGUUCUGAGCUUGAUUGAGGGAACGAGGGUCACGCUGGCUAACACAAGGCUAUAGCAUCCUUAGUGCUCCGAGUGUGGCUCGAGGCAGUCAUGAUUUCAUCUCAAACACGCGUGAACUCACUCAGCUAACAAUGGGAUAGGUAGUGCUUCUGUGUGCAGUGGACUUACGUGCAAUUUGUUCAAAAGGGAACAAGUCAUUGAGAAGAAACAAAAGCCCAAUACUUAGAGUCCCAAUUUUGUCUUAUUUGCCAAAAAAAGCAACCCCUGUAGAGUUGAUAUUGUUACAAUGUACAUACUGUAAAAUAUGAAAGAAUCGAUGUAUCUUACUUUUUCAUUAUUUGCUAACCAAAGCUGUACAUUUUUCAUACGAUCUGCAGCCUUUUGAGUAUCAAAGGGGUAAAUCCACAACCCAUCAGCCAUUCUGGAAGUGCACUAUUUAUACUGGUACCCUUGCUUUUUUUUCCCCCAUUUUCUUGCUGAGAUGACAUGAAUUGUUGAGUUUAUUUUUACACAGUAAAGAGUGAAG
This is a messenger RNA of Psammomys obesus (fat sand rat), 5078 nucleotides long. RefSeq names its product neuronal pentraxin 1 (gene Nptx1). Gene Ontology annotation, biological process: axonogenesis involved in innervation. The transcript is spliced from 5 exons. The record is from RefSeq and is a predicted model, not a curated record. Gene Ontology annotation, cellular component: plasma membrane; neuron projection. Lineage: Eukaryota; Metazoa; Chordata; Mammalia; Rodentia; Muridae. Bases 124 to 1422 code for a protein of 432 amino acids.